AUGGCUGAAAAAUCGGCCAGAACUGAUCAAUUCACAGUUUGGGCGAGGGAGAAAAGAGCUAUGUUUAUACCAGAAAAAGGACUGUUAUGGAGGGUGAAAAAUUCAAACCGAAUGGCUGAGAAUGCGAAUCGACAAAUCCUUGCAACGGGUUAUCUGACAAUGGUCAAACGCAAGGACGUGCUAAGUAAUUUAGGCCCAGUUAUACUUGAAAUUCUGUUCCGUGAGAAUCCAUUGGGUCAAUUGGUUGCUGCUUUAAAAGAAUUCAGCGCAGAAACGGUUCGGGAAUUUCUUUCCAAUUUACGCUUUCUUCUAGUGAGCGAAUCGGAUGCAGAAAUUUCAGAUAUAACAUUUUUAUUAUCACAUUCACCUUUGCUGAUAGCAUUUUCCUACAGAACUCAACGGAGAGGUAUUAGCGAUGAAAAAUUUGAAGGUUUAUUCCCAGCGCUAUCAAAUACAGAGAUUCGCUUAAUUGAUUUAAAUGGAUGUUGUCCGAAUAAGGAACUUGAAUUGGUUAUUAAAAAUUUGAAUGUAGGAUUGGUUCGAUUUCACAGAGAUCCUGGCAUAAAUGUUAGUUUUCUUUGUGCACAGAUAGAAACAUUUGAGAAUACGAAAUUGUUGAAUUCGGCAGUUGAAUUUAUUGUUGCACAAGGCAUACAUCCCGGCAUUGAAAAUAGUGGGAUAAGAUUUUUGAGACAUUUAAAGAACGUUUUCCCGGCUAUGAAAAAUAUUUUCUGGGAUUGGAGUGUGAUGAUGCCAACCUUAUCACAAGUGAAUGAUGAGGUCAUAGAUUGUCUGAAUGAAUUUUCACGAUUAUAUAAGGAAAUGGGAAUGAAUUUACUAUCAAUUCUUUUCUUCAUGUCAAGCGAAGGAAGUGAAGAAAUAAUGGAUGAAAUUUGGAAACAUUUGGAAACAUUUAAUUUGCCAAAUGCUAGGAUGAGGAGAGUGAUACGGGAUGAUAAGCCACAUCACUGCCCACCUUAUAUGUUCUUUAUGGCCGGAACAUCCGAAAAAAUCAACCGUUUGGAAAAGAUUGUUUGCGAGGAGCGAAUAGUUGAACCUGACCUACGACAUUUUAUUUAUAUUCAAAAUCGAACGAUAGACAUUUACAACAGUGAAAACAUUUAUGAAUUUAUGGGAUUUGAUUUUAAAAUUGAUGGUUGA
This is a messenger RNA of Acanthocheilonema viteae, 1161 nucleotides long. NCBI's taxonomy places the organism in Eukaryota, Metazoa, Nematoda, Chromadorea, Rhabditida, Onchocercidae. The record is from the annotation of a GenBank genome assembly.